Molecule: messenger RNA, 1272 nt
Organism: Elephantulus edwardii (Cape elephant shrew)
Lineage: Eukaryota; Metazoa; Chordata; Mammalia; Macroscelidea; Macroscelididae
Gene: MKRN2
Product: makorin ring finger protein 2
Exons: 8
Coding region: 1-1272 (423 amino acids)
Biological process (GO): protein polyubiquitination
Molecular function (GO): ubiquitin protein ligase activity; metal ion binding
Source: RefSeq, a predicted model, not a curated record
AUGGAUUAUCACAGUGGCUUCAACAAUAAGUUCGAACAGCAGCAAUUGUAUUUUAUGCACGGUGUGUGCCGAGAAGGAAACCAGUGCCUGUUCUCACAUGACUUGGCAAACAGCAAGCCCUCAACCGUCUGCAAAUACUAUCAGAAGGGCUAUUGUGCCUAUGGAGCUCGUUGCAGAUAUGAUCAUACAAGGCCUUCUACUGCAGCAGGUGGUGCUGUAGGUGCCACAUCCCACAGUAUACCUGUCCCAGCUCUCCACAGUCCUCCUCAUCCUUCUGACCUGUCUGCAUCUGUUAUAAAAACUAGCUUACAUGAGCCUGAGAAGCGUGAAAAGAGAACAUUGGUACUUAGAGAUCGAAAUCUCUCUGGGUUGGCUGAGGGCAAGGCUCAGCCCUGUUCAGCAAGUAGCCCAGGGGGCAACAGCGACCCCCAGAGCAGCCUGGAGAUAAAGCCGCAGUCCUACUUGGAUGCCAUCAGGAGUGGCCUGGAAGAUGUAGAACCCAGCAGCUCCUAUGUCAGUGAGCAGCAGCUCUGUCCUUAUGCUGCCGCUGGAGAGUGCCACUUCGGAGAUACCUGUGUAUACCUGCAUGGGGAGUUGUGUGAGAUCUGCAGAUUACAAGUACUGCACCCCUUUGAUUCAGAGCAGAGGAAAGCGCAUGAAAAGGUCUGCAUGUCGACAUUUGAACACGAGAUGGAAAAGGCCUUUGCACUGCAAGCAAGUCAGGACAAAGUGUGCAGCAUCUGCAUGGAAGUAAUCCUUGAGAAAGCAUCUGCUUCUGAGAGGAGAUUUGGGAUUCUCUCCAGCUGUAAUCACACAUACUGCUUGUCCUGCAUUCGGCAGUGGAGGUGUGCCAAGCAGUUUGAGAAACUAAUCAUUAAGUCUUGUCCAGAAUGCCGUGUGAUAUCAGAGUUUGUCAUUCCAAGUGUGUACUGGGUAGAAGAUCAGAAUAAAAAGAAUGAGCUGAUUGAAGCUUUCAAACAGGGAAUGGGGAAAAAGGCUUGCAAAUACUUUGAGCAAGGCAAGGGGAUCUGCCCAUUUGGAUACAAAUGCCUUUAUCGACAUGCUUACCCUGAUGGGCGGCUUGCAGAACCUGAGAAACCCCGGAAGCAACUUAGUUCUGAAGGCACCGUGAGGUUUUUGAAUUCCGUGCGGCUGUGGGACUUCAUUGAAAAUCGAGAAAGCCAGCACAUCUCCAACACUGAAGACGUGGACGUGACUGACCUGGGGGACCUCUUUAUGCACCUCUCUGGAGUCAGUUCUUCAGAGCCUUAA